AUGAAAACAGCUGUAACUCAUCCACCAAAUACAACUAGUACCAAUACAAAUACAAACGGCAAUAAUAUUGUUGGGUGUCAUCAUCACGGUCAAUUACAUCCUCCCAACAACAAUAAUAAUAAUAAUAAUACGUCAACAGACGAAACCGAAUUAUAUAAUAAUUUAAUGGCAAAUGAUGAUGACUAUGAAGAUGACGAGGAAUUACUUUCAUCGUAUGAAUCGUCUGCAGGAACAGCACAACAUCAACAACAUCAACAACAGGUGUUUAUAAAGGAUAAUGCAUAUACUACCACGGUUGUUGCUGCUGCUUCGACCACCUUGCUCCAAUCGAAUGCUUCGCCACCACCACCAGCUUCAUCUUCAUCUACUCACAGCUCUCCAACAUUGCAGAGUAGCGACAAUAGUAACGGUACCCCCUCUACCUCUGCUAUGAAUCUUAUUCAUCAUCAUGAUAUUAAUAUUAAUAAUGAAAAUAAUCAAUCAACAAAUAAUUAUUCUACCUCUUCUACUACUCCUUCUUCUCCUCCUAUCUGUACAGGUUUAUCACAAUCUACACCUGCUCUUAUGACUAGUAGUGCCACCUCGUCGCCAUGUAAACUCAAUAAUGGAAAUGGAGUUGGUCCAGUUGUGAUUGACCCUGCCAAUCUUGCCAACAACGGUACUACUACGGUUCUUCCCACGACUCAACAACUUCCACAAAGUCUACAAGGAUUGCCAAUGGCAAGUGAACUCUAUGAACUAUUCUCAUGUUUUAGAAGAUACAAGCCUGCCAUUUCCGGUAAAAAGGAAGAUGAACUUUCAAAGUAUCAAUCACAGGUCAAUCAAUUCUUUGAAAAAGAUUAUGUCAUCUCGGUGAUCAACAAUAAGAAUGGUGAAUUGUGUGCUACCUAUCCACCUGAAUUGGUUGUAAUUGAAAAGGAAAAGGAUGUCAAUUGUAUUAAUUGUAAAGAUAAUCAUCAUCAUCAUAAACAAGGAAAUAAUCCAUAUUCAAUUAAAAAAUUAUUGAGUCAAUCUAGAUUUGCAAGAGUAAGAACUAGAUUCCCAUUCCCUGUUAUCUAUUUCCAUAACAAGAACCUAUGUAGAUCAUCGACCUUGUCAAAAAAGAUUGAAUACAUGUUUCAAUCUGGUGUCAAUUCAAUGAAAAAACAAUUUUCAACUGCUCCAACAACAAAUCAAAGUCCAAAUCCAAAUCCAAAUAAUAAUACAACAAUUGUAAACAUUCAACCACAAGCAGAAGAAACAGAAAUUGGAGAUCAAAAUAUGGAAAAUCUUCGAAACAAUGAUAUUAAUGCUAUCAAACAUCUUAGUGUUAAAUAUAUUUGUGAUUUAAUGGUUGAAAACAAAAAGAAAAAAUUUGGAUUUUAUGUUUGUUCAUCAGAAAAAGCAGAUAUGCAUGAUAGAUAUACAAAACAAUUUGUAAUUGCAUCAACCCCUUAUCCAGGAGUUGAAUUCUUUUCACUUUUCAAUCAAAAUAGUCAUAAUGGUCAAGAUCUUUAUUAUGCCUGGGAUAUUACAGAAUACCCAGCCGAAUUAAAAAUAGAUAAUAAUUCUAUUCCAGUUGAUUGGAAUCAAUAUAAAUCUUGGGAUUUAUUAAUUUUGACACAAAAUUAUUUUAAAUUAUUAAUGGAAUAUACAGCUGAUGAUACAAAGGAUUCAGGUGUUUUAGUUCAUUGUAUUUCUGGAUGGGAUAGAACUCCAUUGUUUAUCUCAUUGUUGAGAAUCAGUCUCUGGGCAGAUGGAGAGAUUCAUCAAUCCUUGUCAUCGGCUGAAUUGCUCUAUCUUACUGUUGCCUAUGAUUGGUUCUUGUUUAGUCAUCAACUUUAUGAUCGAGCUGGUCGUGGUGAGGAUAUUUUCUACUUUUGUUUUUAUUUUUUGGAAUUCAUUACCUCAAUGGAUUAUUCUGUACAUUCAUAUACUUCAAAUAUAAAUCGAAACUCUAAUAAUAAUAAUAAUAAUAACAACAAUAAUGUAUCAUCAAAUGUAAAUAAUAAUAAUAAUAAUAACUCUAAUAAUAACAACAGAUGUAAUAAUAAUAGUAAUAAUAGUAAUGGUAGUAAUGGUAGUAAUAAUGGAAUUGGAAAUCAUAGAUCAAAAGUACAAAUUGGAGGUAGAGCAAUAUCAACAUCUGCAUCAUCAUCAACAACAACUAAAACUACCAUUAAUGGUGGAUCAUUAUUGGAUGUUUCACAAUCAGCUCCUCCAACACCAAAGAAUAAUUCACCAAAUGGUUUGAUCAAACUACCAGCAUUUAUUACCAACUAUACAUCGGCUCCACCAACACCAAUCAGUCAUUCACCACUUCCCAACAGUAUUUUAAAUAGUAAUGGUGGACAACAGUUACAAGGUGGUUCGCCCAGUCUCAAUGGUAUGACUGCCACCAAUGCCAUUGACGUGCCAACAGCAUCACGCAAGAUCAACAAUAGUGCUGCUGUCGUUGGCAAUAGUAGCAAUGGAAGUGUUCACAAUGGCAGCAACGGCAGAGGAUACCCAAUCAAUGGUAGCUAUGUCUGCGGCAGUCACAAUGACCCAGAGAUUGGCGGCAGCUGGCAGUUGAUGGGCUCCCUACAGGACAAGUUCAAGUCGCUCUCUUCGUUUGGAUCAACUCCAAAGUUUGUUCAUCCCAGCAGCAACAGUUACAGCAGUUCAACUGGUGGAGAAUCAAUUGAAGGUGAGGAUACAAACUCUAAAAAUGUAUCAGACGAUGAAGAUGAUCUCAGUGAUCUUUCAGACAAUACUUGGGAUCCAUCAACUUCCUUUAUCCCUGGUAUUCUCGAUCCAAAUAAUGAUUCAUCAACAAGUUUAUUACCAGAAAAGAAAAAGAAGAAUAACAAAAUCAAUAUUAAUAAUAAUAAUAAUAAUAAUGUAAAUAACAGCCCUGAUAAACAACAACAACAAGAGGAAAAUAAUAAUAAUCAACAAAGACCAAUUCAUAAUCAUUCACAUCAUUUGACAAUGAAAGAGAUUGAAGAAAGAAGAAAACAAAGAUUGAUGGAAAUUAAAUCUCUAUUUAUUGCAAUCUAUCAACAGAGUUGCGUCGAAUCAUCAAAGGACAGUUACUGGAAUUCCUUUAUUUCCUAUCUACCAAAGUUUGGUUAA
This is a messenger RNA of Cavenderia fasciculata, 3096 nucleotides long. RefSeq lists its product as uncharacterized. The coding region runs from base 1 to 3096 and encodes 1031 amino acids. Lineage: Eukaryota; Evosea; Eumycetozoa; Acytosteliales; Cavenderiaceae. Gene Ontology annotation, molecular function: phosphatidylinositol-3-phosphate phosphatase activity. Gene Ontology annotation, biological process: dephosphorylation. The transcript has 6 exons. The record is from RefSeq and is a predicted model, not a curated record.